This is a messenger RNA of Pimephales promelas (fathead minnow), 5507 nucleotides long. RefSeq names its product ADAM metallopeptidase with thrombospondin type 1 motif, 15a (gene adamts15a). Gene Ontology annotation, biological process: extracellular matrix organization; proteolysis. The record is from RefSeq and is a predicted model, not a curated record. Gene Ontology annotation, molecular function: metalloendopeptidase activity; zinc ion binding. Lineage: Eukaryota; Metazoa; Chordata; Actinopteri; Cypriniformes; Leuciscidae.
CAAGUACUUGCAGGCUUCACCUUAAAUCGAGAAGCAUUCAUAUUAGUGAGCGCAACUCGAGCACCUCCCCAAAAACUUCUGAUGACAAGCGCUAGAUGUUUGCACAUGACGCGCGCACAUAAAGACGACAGAUGAGUAGAGCCGCUUCAGUUUACAGGUACAAGAAAGGGAUGGAUCACAGACCGGCGGAUUUCACACUUUAUGGACGCGCAAAAGCAACAUUUUAGUGCAACCGCAUCCUGGAAUAUUGUUGCAUCCACAUCUCACUCAAUCUCAAUUUGCGCUUUAUUAGUCCAUUUUUUUCUCACGCACAAACAUGUUUUUGUUGCUAAGGUCAGUUCUUCUUGUUAACGUGUUCUAUGCUCAAUUGGAAAAUGUGAAUUCAAUGAAGAGUCAGUUUUGCGUGCCCGUCAGACUGAAUCAAAUCAAGAACAGUUUAGUCGGUGCAGAAGACAACACGUUGGAGCAUAAAGCUGUAUUUAAAAUAAGUGCAUUUGAACAAGAUUUUGUACUCGAUUUACAGUCGGACUCCAGCUUCAUUGCUCCCGGUUUCUCGACGCGCGUCGACCCAACGGCUCAUAAUUCCGCGCACAGUGAAGAUCUGAGCCGGUGUUUUUAUGCCGGUGAGGUGAAUGCCGAUCCAUAUUCCUAUGCAGCGCUCAGCUUGUGCAAGGGUCUGCAGGGCGCAUUCGGUUACGAUGGUUGGGAAUAUUUCAUCAAGCCGGCUUUUAACGACACUGGCCGGGAUCAUUUGCAUGUCAUUAGACGCAGAUCUAACGCCAAUAUGAGUGGAAACUCAACUUCAAGGUGCGGUGUGGACAGCGAUGUGACCCACACAGUUGCGCAGUCUUUGGCGAAGUUUAAGCACAUGAAGGAACACCUGAGUAACAUCACUAUGUCAGUUCUGAAAAACCGCUCGAAAAGAUUCGUCUCCAUUCCGCGUUAUGUAGAGACUUUAGUGGUGGCCGAUGACUCUAUGGCCAAAUUCCACGGUGAUGACCUCAAGCAUUACGUGCUGACCUUAAUGUCUGUGGCGGCUAAGCUUUACAAACACCCCACCAUUCUCAACUCUAUCAACAUCGUGGUUGUCAAGUUUAUGGUGAUUAACGAGGAAGAGAAAGGACCCAAGGUUUCCGGGAACGCGGCGAUGACCCUGCGUAAUUUCUGCACCUGGCAGAAGAAGCUGAACAAAAACAAUGACAAGCAUGAGGAGUAUUGGGAUACGGCAAUCCUAUUCACAAAACAGGACCUGUGUGGAGCUUCAACAUGUGACACACUGGGUAUGGCAGAUGUUGGCACCAUGUGUGAUCCCAAGAGAAGUUGUUCUGUGAUUGAAGAUGAUGGGUUGCCAUCUGCCUUCACUACUGCCCAUGAGCUUGGACAUGUAUUCAAUAUGCCACAUGAUAAUGUUAAGGCUUGUGAGGAAGUUUUUGGCAAGCUGCAGGACAAUCACAUGAUGUCUCCCACUCUGAUCCGAAUCAACCGUACCAGUCCUUGGUCCCAGUGCAGUGCUGCCAUUAUCACUGACUACCUGGACAGUGGACACGGUGAUUGUCUGCUGGAUCAACCUCACAAACCGUUAGCUCUUCCAGACGUGCUUCCUGGUGCAUCGUAUGGUUUAGAUCGGCAGUGUGAGCUUGCCUUCGGUGCCGGCUCAAAGCCGUGCCCAUUCAUGCAGGCACCAUGUCAGCGCUUGUGGUGCACAGGGAAGACCCGCGGGCAACUGGUGUGCCAAACAAGACACUUUCCGUGGGCAGAUGGAACCAGCUGUGGGGACGGACAGCUCUGCAUGCGGGGCACAUGCAUGGAGAAACAGGAGAUAACUAAAACUAAGAUGGAUGGCAGAUGGGGUAAAUGGGGGCCAUUUGGUACCUGCUCCAGAACUUGUGGAGGUGGUGUGCAGCUGUCUAAGAGAGAGUGUGACAACCCUGUGCCGGAGAAUGGAGGCAAAUACUGUCAGGGAGUGAGAGUCAAAUACCGGUCCUGCAACAUUUCCCCAUGCACUGACACAGGGAAGAGCUAUCGUGAGGAGCAGUGUGAAGCUUACAAUGGGUUUAGUCUGAACACUAACCGGCUCACCCCUUCAGUGGUGUGGGUGCCCAAAUAUUCUGGUGUGUCGGCCAAAGAUAUGUGCAAGCUGAUCUGCAGGGCAAAUGGAACAGGAUACUUCUAUGUUCUUGCACCAAAGGUUGUUGAUGGUACACCAUGUUCUCCUGACUCCUCAUCAGUCUGUGUCCAAGGCAAAUGCAUCAAGGCAGGCUGUGAUGGAAAACUGGGAUCUAACAAAAAGUUUGAUAAGUGUGGUGUCUGUGGAGGAGAUAACAAGAACUGCAAGAAGGUCUCAGGCCUUUUCACCAAGCCCAUGCAUGGUUAUAAUUUUGUGGUCAUGCUUCCCAUGGGAGCCUCCAACGUCGACAUCAGGCAGCGUGGCUACAAGGGCAUCAUGAGUGAUGACAACUAUCUUGCUGUCAAGAACAACCAGGGCAAGUACCUGCUGAAUGGAAACUAUGUGGUUUCAGCCAUGGAGAAGGAUAUUCUGGUGAAAGGGAGUCUGCUCCGCUACAGUGGAACAGUUGGAUCCUCAGAGACUCUACAGGCUGUGAAACCUCUGGGUGAAGCCCUGAUAAUUGAAGUGCUGUCUGUGGGCCAGAUGACACCUCCACGCAUACGUUACUCUUUCUACUUGCCACGAGAGAGCAAGGAUAACAAGGUGCAAAAGAAAGAAGGAAAGGCACGUGCUGAAAACAGUGUCCUUAGGGAAGAUGGAGGGAUCAGCAAAGGUGAAAAGGAAGCAGAUCUUCUCAAGGACAAAAUCUCACCCAUGUACGUCAAAGAUAUCGCACCAAAACCAGGGAAGUGGGUGGCGUCAGGGUGGGACGUUUGCUCAGUUACUUGUGGUAAUGGACUCCAGAGGAGGAUGGUGCAAUGUCUUGGGGUAGAUGGUGGGCCUGGGGUGGACUGUGACCCUCACCAAAAGCCAAGUGCUAUUUGGGCAUGUGGAGACCCUUGCCCUAUGUGGGAGGUGGGUGACUGGUCCCCCUGCUCCAAGACUUGCGGGAAGGGUUUCAAAAGGCGCCUGCUUCACUGCGUUACAAAAGUGGGAACGUUGCUUUCCAGGGAGAAGUGUGCAGACAAGAAGAAGCCACAGGAGCUGGACUUCUGUUCAUUAGCCCCUUGUAAAUAAGCAGCGUCUCCCUUUAUCAUUGCUCUACAUGGACCUUCUAUUUUUGUCGAAUUGCAUAUUCAAAAGAGAAAAGAACAAAGAAAAAAAACUACGUUCUGGAUCAUAGUUUAAAUUUUCUCAUCUGCCUGACAAAGGGACAAACAAUGACAAAACAAUGACAAAAGACAGACAUCUGUGGUCAUGAGAUAAACAGGUUUGAACACAAAUGCAAAUAGUACUCUACCUCCAAUUGUAACAAUUAUUAAAUAAUUCAUCACCUGUAAAUCAUCCAGAUGCGAUCAAAUUCAUAAUCAUGAAUAGCAUUAUAGCCCGAUGUCAUUACAAUUCAUAGGUAUUCGUACAUAAUAUCUUCAUAUAUAUUUUUGUUUGUUUGAAUAAUGCCAUAGACGUAUUGACAGCAUCUAAAACAAAAGUAUGUAACUAUGAAUUUAAAACAACAUUUAUGAAUUCUUUAUUAUUUGUUAUAUUAUAAAUAUAUUUGUAUAGUUACCUAAUCUCACCUCUAUCCUGAAGCUAACCACUUCUCAACAAUAUAUAUAAAAAAUAUAUAUAAAAAAGGCAGAUAAAUGUAAAUUAUUUAAAAUUAAGUAAAAGCAAUAAAAUGUGAUGACACUGAACACAUUAUUGUCAUUGAUUAAAUGCAGUGCCAUUAACAUCAGUUCAGUAUUCCAUAAACCUAAACUAUUUUUAAAAAAAAAUUGUAUGCCUAUACAUCAUUCACAUGUAAAAUGCUUACAUUUGAGAUGCUGUAACAUGUCAAUAAUGUAAGAGUCUAUGCAGACAUGAAAAUAAUGUGAUAGAACCACACUUUAUACGAAUACCUGUGAUUACUAAUGAGAUGACAUUGGGCAUUGCAAUGCAAGGCCAAUACAACAGUGUAGUUUUAAAGCCUAAUGUGCACAAAUACAGCACUGAACGGAUGAAUUUUUUUCUGCAGACAUCAGUGUAAACAUCUCUAUUUGUGUGAGCUAAUUGAUGUUUGAAAUGGCCAUUAAUGAAUGCCUAGAGUGGAGAGAAGCCAACAAGAACUGAUAUAGUCCAUCUGGGUUAACCGAAACAUUCCACAGGGCAUAUAAUAAACUUGCUCAGAAAUGCCCUUGGACUGCAUGGAACUGGCUGCAAUCUACCCUUUUUUUCCUGGGGAGAAAUUAAUUAUUAACCAAAAAUUAAGAUCAAUAUCCAAGAAUGAUACUGGAGUAUUUGCCGAGGAGGUCAAUAAUGUUCACUAGUUUGUUCACAGUUUUCAAUUUUUCACAUUGCUUAAGGACUGAGAGGAAGCACAGGCUACAUUUCUAUCAGCACAUCCUUCGUAUCAACAAACAGGCAUAAAUAUUAGCAUAUUUUCACAACUAGAGCGACAAAGCCGGUUAUCCCAGUGCUUUAUGUCAUGCAAAUAAAUGAAGUCAUCUGUGUUGUAAUGUAACUGGAAAACUUCUAACUACUUUCCACAAGGCUUUUCGUGCAAUCCAAUGAUCCACCUUUACUGCUGCAAGAUGACGUACAGUAACUCAGAGGGUCCAUUUUGACAAAGCACAGAUCAUGGAAAUGUUUAAGUCUUCACUGAUGUAUUAGCCCCCUAAAACAAAAACAGCAAUGAGAAAGCCUUAUAUACACAAGGCCUGUGUUUUAUCAGUACACGUGUGUUAGCAUGUUAGCCGUCUGACUCUUUUUGAAUGUACAUUCAUCUCCUUAAAGUCACUGUUAUUUAGCUCAGCAGACCUUUUUUUUUUCUGGCCAGCAUAUUUCCUGCUGUCAGCCAUGUUCUGCAUUGCCAAACUCAUUCUCUCCCCAUCCAGCUUUCAACCAGAACUCUUUUUUGUUUGUUCAUUGUAAUGCUGUUUAUCUCCUCUCCUGUUCUCUACCUACCACUGAGCCAGAGAUGCAGCUGCUAUAAUCAUGCCCUGUCUGGUACAGUUGCCAUUUUAACUAAGUUAUUAUUACUAUUAAAAUGAAUUUUAAGAACUGGUGGCUGGUGGCACAUGGUUGUACAGUGUUGUGGCCUGUGCUUCAGUGGCAAGUUGUUCUUUGUACACAGUAAGUGAAAAUCCCUGUAAUACACAAAAACACAUUACGUUUGUGAUCAAGGUUCUUCAGAGUGACCAUAUUGUCCAUCUAAAAGAUGGUUUCUGUAUUACUUUAAUGCAUAUUUUUCUUUUGCUCAUUCUUACAGCAAAAGAUUUCAAUGUCCCGCAUGGGCUUGUAUACCAUGUAUACAUCCAUUUGGCUGUGCACAAACAAGUCAUGUAAAUACCUAUUAUGUCUUGUUAUACAUAUUUUUUUUUCUCGUCAUGCUUCAAGGUAUUUAUUCCAAAUAAAAUAUUUA